This is a messenger RNA of Paramecium sonneborni, 721 nucleotides long. The record is from the annotation of a GenBank genome assembly. Lineage: Eukaryota; Ciliophora; Oligohymenophorea; Peniculida; Parameciidae.
AUGUGGUANAAACCACAUAAUAUUUUAGUUAAUCCUAAUCAUCAUAAGCUUUAACUUUGUGAUUUUGGGAGUGCCAAGAGAUUAGUAAAAACAGAAACGAAUAUUUCUUAUAUAUGUUCUAGAUGUUACAGGGCCCCAGAGUUAAUAUUUGGAGCUGUCAAUUAUGAUACAUAAAUAGACGUUUGGUCAGUUGGAUGUGUAAUAGCUGAAUUAUUCAAUGGAGAACCUUUGUUUCUAGGUGAUAGUGCAGUUGAUUAGUUGAUUGAAAUCAUUAAAGUUCUUGGAACUCCAAAUAAGGUUUAAGUUUUGAGUAUGAAUGCAGAUUAUGAUAUGCAAUCAUACAAAUUUCCUUUAAUUAAAGCAAGAGAAUGGAAAAAAGUAUUAAUUUUUAUUUUUGUUACUUAGGUUAUUAAAACCAAUGAUUCAUUUGCUACUGAUUUAGUUUCUAAAUUGCUUGUAUAUUGUCCCAAAACUAGAUUUACUCCUAUUCAAGCAUUAUGUCAUCCUUAUUUUGAUUAAUUGAGAGAUCUUCAUUAAAUGAAACAGCUAUAAGAAAUCUACAAUUUUAAUAUUCAAGAAUUAUUUGAAUUUAGCAACUGUAACUUAUAUCUAAUAAUCUUGAUUAGUGGAAACUAAUAAAAUGACAAAUGAUGAAAUUAAAAAGUUAAUUCCUGAUUGGGUCAGCUGCAACUCUACUAAAAUUGUUAAGACAAUAGGAUGA